CCCUCCAGGAGGCAGUGCCAGUAGCAGUACAGUAGCAGCACCUCCUCCGCCAACCGCCACCCUCAAAUCCUAAUUAUGCGUAACGUCUCAAGCUCCAACUCUUCCAGAGGCAUCGCCGCCAUUGUAGGCGUCGGCCCCAAUCUCGGUCGCUCCAUCGCUCGUAAGUUCGCUCACGAAGGAUACACCGUCGCCAUCCUCGCCAGAGACCUAGGCAGACUGUCGAGAUUUGCCGACGAAAUAGCUAGGGAAGAGAAGGCGCAGGUGUUUGCUAUUCGAAUUGAUUGCUCCGAGACACAGAGCGUAAGAGAGGCAUUCGAAGGCGUUCUCUCCUUAGGUUUUGUGGAGGUUUUGGUAUACAACGCUUACCAACCAAUUCCCUUGCAGUAUGGCGGUCCUUUCAAUUUCUCCGACAUUCGCCUCGAUUCUUUCCAAAAAUCCUUAGCCGUCGCGUCCAUCGGUGCUUUCCACUGUGCUCAACAGGUAUUGCCGGGAAUGGUAGAAAGAGGAAAAGGGACCAUUUUAUUCACCGGAUGUGCUGCUUCUUUGUCCGGCGUUGCCGGAUUCUCUGAAUUAUGUUGUGGCAAAUUCGCUUUAAGAGGAUUAUCUCAAUGUUUGGCUAAAGAAUUUCAUCAACUCGGGGUACACAUAGCUCAUGUCAUCAUCGAUGGCGUAAUUGGUGCAUCUAGGGCAUCACAAAGAUUGUUGGCGAGGGAACAACACUGUAGUGUAGGAGGAGAUGGAGCAAUGGACCCUGACUCGGUGGCUCAGACGUAUUGGUAUUUGCACAUUCAGCCUCGUGCUGCUUGGACCCAAGAAAUCGACGUUGGGUCAUCCAGCUUUAGAUUGGUCUAAAAAGUUGCAGUGUACACCUAGCCUAUUAAUUAUUGCUUCUCUUUUUGUUUUUCCUUUAAUAGUCCAAGCCCUUGAUUUUGGGUUUGUUUUUGUUUUGGUUUUUGUUUGUGUGCGCAUGUAUGUAUGUAUGUAUAUUGUCAAGGUAUGAUUUGGAUAGGAAGAAGUUGUAAGAUUCAACCAUUUUUACCUCCA
Molecule: messenger RNA, 1044 nt
Organism: Cynara cardunculus var. scolymus (artichoke)
Lineage: Eukaryota; Viridiplantae; Streptophyta; Magnoliopsida; Asterales; Asteraceae
Product: ribitol 2-dehydrogenase
Exons: 5
Coding region: 76-852 (258 amino acids)
Source: RefSeq, a predicted model, not a curated record